Molecule: messenger RNA, 1356 nt
Organism: Trichomycterus rosablanca
Lineage: Eukaryota; Metazoa; Chordata; Actinopteri; Siluriformes; Trichomycteridae
Gene: ednrab
Product: endothelin receptor type Ab
Exons: 7
Coding region: 1-1356 (451 amino acids)
Biological process (GO): endothelin receptor signaling pathway; developmental pigmentation; enteric nervous system development
Cellular component (GO): plasma membrane
Molecular function (GO): endothelin receptor activity
Source: RefSeq, a predicted model, not a curated record
AUGCCCUGGGUCACUGUGCUAAUAGCAACCAUAUCCUAUGCGCUGAUGAGACCUGGCCACUGCCAAUCAAACUCCUCAGUAGACUUCCUGUUCUCUGAUGACCCAGUGGCCAUUCAGCUUCCUGGCCUCCAUGCCACCCUGUCACCUCUGACCCUUUCCCUAGAGCGGUCAGAGAGCAUCAGCCCUGAACCUAGACGAGCUCUUCAUGCCUCCUCGCGCUCUUCAUCAUCCCUCACUUCAGGGAACGGUUCGGUGCGAGCUCGCCCGCUUCCUCCCCCACCGGCAUGUUUACGUAGAACAUCUAUGAAAGUCGUGUUCAAGUAUGUGAACACGGCACUGUCAUGUGUGAUCUUCGUUGUUGGUGUAGUGGGCAAUGCCACACUGCUGAGGAUCAUAUGUCUUCACAAGAACAUGAGAAACGGACCCAAUGCCCUCAUCGCCAGCCUGGCACUGGGAGACCUGAUCUACAUUGCCAUUGACAUCCCCAUCAAUGUUUAUAAGUUGCUGGCGAUGAGGUGGCCGUUUGACGACACUGUUUUUGGACUUUUUCUGUGCAAGCUGUUUCCAUUUCUGCAAAAGGCUUCUGUUGGAAUAACAGUGCUUAACCUGUGUGUCCUGAGUGUAGACAGGUAUCGCGCUGUGGCAUCUUGGAGCCGCGUACCAGGCGUGGGCAUCCCUUUUUCCACUGCUGUAGAGAUUGUGUGUAUCUGGGUGUUGUCCACUGUGUUGGCUGUUCCUGAAGCAGUCGGCUUCAACAUGGUCAGCUUUGACCACAACAACAUGACUGUGCAGACCUGCAUGCUCAAGCCAGAGACGCCAUUCAUGACUUUUUACAGAGAUGCCAAGGACUGGUGGCUGUUUGGGUUUUAUUUCUGUGUGCCGUUGGCAUGUACAGCAAUCUUCUACACCCUGAUGACCUGUGAGAUGCUGCAUCACAGAAAAGGAAGCCUGAGAAUCGCUCUGAGUGAACACAUUAAGCAGAGACGUGAGGUAGCGAAAGCCAUUUUCUCUUUGGUGCUGAUUUUUGCUCUCUGUUGGUUUCCGCUGCAUCUUAGUCGCAUUCUAAAGAAGAUGGUUUACUUUCAACAUGAUGCGCAGCGCUGUGAUCUGCUUAAUUUCUUGCUGGUGCUGGACUACUUCAGCAUAAACCUGGCGACCAUAAACUCCUGCAUCAAUCCCAUUAUACUCUACUUUGUCAGCAAGAAAUUUAAAAGAUGUUUCAAGUCGUGUCUGUGUUGUUGGUGUUAUUCGGGUUCUCUGCUAAGCAGUAUGGGGACCAGCAUCCAGUACAAGAACCCAGACCUGCAGAAUGUCCUAACAGACCGUACAGCUCUGCGCAAGGACAGCUACAACUGA